UCUACCGAAAGCGCUGAAAGAUGAAAGCAAGUUCAAAACAAGUUCUUUGUAAAAUUCAACAAACUAGCCGGAUUUGCAAUGAUGUUUUAUACAUGGUAAAUAGGAAUCCCAGGAAUCUUGAACAGCUCAGACUAGCGUAUAAAACAGACGGCUAUCAUUUAGAAAAACCAGUGCGAAAUUUCUGGCAUAAGUUGGAGCUAGUUACGAGUAAAAAGUAUAUAACAGCAAAACUAAUCCAUUUUGAAAAUGGUACUAUUAUUGAAUGCAGCACGACGGAAUGGGCGUUAAAACGCCACCUCUAUAAGGGAAAUGAUUUUACGGCCCAUACAACUCUGGGAAAAGCAUUUGCCGCACGUUGUCUGGAGGCUGGACUAACCGAAAUGCGGUGCGAUCUUCAACCUGCUGAUGGUGGCAAAGUGGCCGCAUUUCUAAAUUCUUUGCAAGAGUGUGGUAUUAGUUUAAAAGAACCUAGUCGUAUUCGAACACCAUACCCUUGGGACAUGCACCGACCUGAAAAACCAUGGGAAUUGACAGAAUAGCUGGCAAAACAAAGCUCGCUCAGUGGAUUUUAGUAAGCUACGAUUUAUUUCAAAUAAACAAUUA
Molecule: messenger RNA, 603 nt
Organism: Anopheles nili
Lineage: Eukaryota; Metazoa; Arthropoda; Insecta; Diptera; Culicidae
Gene: mRpL18
Product: 39S ribosomal protein L18, mitochondrial
Exons: 2
Coding region: 21-539 (172 amino acids)
Biological process (GO): translation
Cellular component (GO): ribosome; mitochondrion
Molecular function (GO): 5S rRNA binding; structural constituent of ribosome
Source: RefSeq, a predicted model, not a curated record